AUGGGCGCCGCCGGCUCGUCCGCGCUGGCCCGCCUGGGCCUCCCCGCGCCGCAGCCCCGGCCCCGCUGGCUCGGGGUCGCCGCGCUGGGACUGGCCGCGGUGGCGCUGGGGGCCGUGGCCUGGCGCCGCGCGCGGCCCAGGCGGCGCCGGCGGCUGCAGCAGGUGGGCACCGUGGCAGAGCUCUGGAUCUACCCCGUCAAGUCCUGCAAGGGGGUGUCGGUGAAGGCGGCGGAGUGCACGGCCCUGGGGCUGCGCAGCGGUCACCUGCGGGACAGGUUUUGGCUGGUUAUUAAGGAAGAUGGACACAUGGUGACUGCCCGGCAGGAGCCUCGCCUUGUGCUGGUCUCCACUACCUAUGAGGGUGAUUGCCUUAUCCUCAGGGCACCAGGCAUGGACCAGCUGGUUUUGCCGAGCAAGCCACAUUCUUCAAACAAGAUCCAUGACUGCAGGGUGUUUGGUCUUGACAUCCAGGGCAGGGACUGUGGUGAUGAGGCUGCUCAGUGGUUCGCCAACUUCUUGAAAACAGAAGCUUUCAGGCUGGUUCAGUUUGAAAAGAACAUGAAGGGAAGACCAUCAAGCAAACUUUUCCCUUCUGUUGGCCAGAAUUACCAGGUGGCCUACCCGGACUGCAGCCCCAUCAUGAUCCUCUCAGAAGCCUCCCUGGAAGAUCUGAAUACCAGGCUGGAGAAAAAAGUGAAAAUGGACAAUUUCAGGCCAAAUAUCGUGGUGACAGGCAGCAAUGCUUUUGAGGAGGACACCUGGGGUGACCUCUUCAUUGGCGACGUAGAAAUAAAAAAGGUUUUGGCUUGUUCCAGGUGCAUUAUGACCACGGUGGACCCAGAUACCGGAGUGAUCAACAGGAAGGAGCCGCUGGAAACCCUGAAAAGCUACCGCCUGUGUGAUUCUUCCGAGAAGCCCAUUUACCAGUCAUCCCCGCUUUUUGGGAUCUAUUAUUCGGUGGGAAAAAUUGGAAGCCUGAAAGUUGGUGACCCCGUGUACCAGAUGGUACAGUGA
Messenger RNA from Physeter macrocephalus (sperm whale), 1014 nucleotides. It is a transcript of the gene MTARC2, whose product is annotated as mitochondrial amidoxime reducing component 2. Gene Ontology annotation, biological process: nitrate metabolic process. Gene Ontology annotation, molecular function: molybdenum ion binding; nitrate reductase activity; pyridoxal phosphate binding. The transcript is spliced from 7 exons. NCBI's taxonomy places the organism in Eukaryota, Metazoa, Chordata, Mammalia, Artiodactyla, Physeteridae. Gene Ontology annotation, cellular component: mitochondrial inner membrane. Bases 1 to 1014 code for a protein of 337 amino acids. The record is from RefSeq and is a predicted model, not a curated record.